Nanorana parkeri is the source of this 1941-nucleotide messenger RNA. It is a transcript of the gene ZCCHC7, whose product is annotated as zinc finger CCHC-type containing 7. The transcript is spliced from 10 exons. The record is from RefSeq and is a predicted model, not a curated record. Gene Ontology annotation, molecular function: zinc ion binding; nucleic acid binding. NCBI's taxonomy places the organism in Eukaryota, Metazoa, Chordata, Amphibia, Anura, Dicroglossidae. Bases 112 to 1779 code for a protein of 555 amino acids.
GUGUGUUGCAACAAUCCCAUGUGCAGCUGGGGGUAGUUCAGUUUUCAGUAGAAGUUGCUCAUAGUUCCCUCAGGUCCAAUGUGUAGGAAUAUCUAGAGAACAUUCCUCAUCAUGUUUAACAAUGAGGAGGACGUUACAGCAUAUGAAGAUGAGCUGUACCGUGAAGACUCUUCUAGCGAUGAGAGUGUUGACAGUGAAGUGGAAUUCUACCUCUAUAGCCAGGUGCAUUAUUGCCAGAAUCUUAACCAACCUAACUCCAAAGUUUCAGAGACAACUGGCGGAACGUCAGAGCAAACACAAAAUGUGACCUCUGGCUUCACAAAAGAGAAGACCGGUGUGAUAACUAUUUCUGACAGUGAUGACAUCAGGGCCUCAGACUCCUCUGCAGUUAUCAUCCUGUCUGACAGUUUGGAUGAAGACAGUGUAAAUUUCUCCAAAACCAAAGGGAAAUAUUUUGGAACAGUUCGCCAACCCACAAAUCAGUCCACUCCCAAAACCUUUACAACUCGAGCAAAAGUGUCAAGAGAGCGAAGGUCAAAAUCUCUGAGCUCCGGCAAGAGCUACAAAGAUGGAUUUGUCCAGGAAGUUGUGGUGAUAAGGGGAAGCUCAGAUGAGGGAGAGGCUAAUUAUGAAGACUUCUUAACAUCAGACAGUGAACAAAGUGGAGUUGAAAACUGGAUGUUGUUGGGAAAGGCAAAAGAAGAUGGAGACGCGAGUAUUCAGUUGAACCUAGAAGGCUACAGACGUUUAAGCGAGGACUCGGGGGAGAGGGGUGACAAUGAAAUGGACUGGUCAAUUAGUAAGAAGGAUUUGGAGGCUCAAGUUGGUAGAUUUUCUGGAAGAAGGUCCAAUCGUUACUAUACAGACGACAAACAUGUUAUAUGCAGGAACUGUAACAAUCGUGGACAUCUUUCUAAGAAUUGUCCUGUUCCAAAGAAACUACCAGCGUGUUGUCUCUGUGGACGGAGAGGACACCUCCAAUAUUCCUGUUUAACUCCUUACUGUUCAAACUGCUUCCUGCCCGGUCAUUGUUACCAGGACUGUACAGAGAGACCCUAUUGGCAAAAAAAAUGUCAUCGUUGUGCAAUGAUUGGCCACUAUGCUGAUGCUUGCCCAGAAAUAUGGAGGCAGUACCACCUAACUAUGAAAUCAGGCCCAAUCAAGACAUCCACGUCUGCUGCCAGCCAAAAGAGUAUUGUUUACUGCUAUAACUGUGGCAGGAGAGGCCAUUGUGGCUACGAAUGCAAAGAAAGGCGUAUGUACAGUUCAGUCCAUCCAAGCUGUGAACUUAUUUUUACCUACGAUGGCGAUUAUGACAUCCAAAAAAGAAAGCAGAGAGCAAAACGCAAGUGUGAAGAGCUUCAAGAAACUGGACUCCUGCCAUCACAGAUUAUUGAACCCAAGAGAGUUGAGAGUGAGAGAAUGCGGCUUUCGAAAAAAAAUAAAAAAAAGAGGAGAAAGGAAUCCAAAUGUGAAAAGAACAAAGUGAACUGGCAUUUGAAAGCUAUGGAUAAAAGUAGAAAGAUAAAAAACAAACUUGUCAAGCAAGAAGCAGACGAUUUUCCUAGAGGGAAGCCUGAGGAGAACCCCAGUAAGGCUGCAAAAAAACAGAAGAAGAAAAAAUCGCAACAUUUGUUAUUCAAAUAUGGGAAGGACACAAACGAUUUUGGUGGGCAGCCAAUUAAACGCAAGAACAGAAAGGGCAAGAAAGGAAACGGCAUCAUUGCUGACUUACUUACAAUUAAACAAAAGAAAAAGAAAUCAAAAAAAGAUAACUAGAUGCAGAAUCUUAGAAACGUUGUCAUUGUACUGCAAAUAAAUUCUAAUUUAUAAUACGGAAUUUGGAUGCCAAAAGAUGGCAAUGUAAAGGUACAGUGACUCCCUCCAUUCCUUAGUCAGUUAUUAAUGGUUGUUUUUCAAGUGAGCAAAUUAUUUUCAUAC